This is a messenger RNA of Pezoporus flaviventris, 1165 nucleotides long. RefSeq names its product tyrosine-protein kinase receptor UFO-like. Gene Ontology annotation, molecular function: transmembrane receptor protein tyrosine kinase activity; ATP binding. NCBI's taxonomy places the organism in Eukaryota, Metazoa, Chordata, Aves, Psittaciformes, Psittacidae. Gene Ontology annotation, cellular component: signaling receptor complex. The record is from RefSeq and is a predicted model, not a curated record. Gene Ontology annotation, biological process: natural killer cell differentiation; positive regulation of kinase activity; positive regulation of phosphatidylinositol 3-kinase/protein kinase B signal transduction.
AUGACGAUGAUGAUGAUGUCAAUGAUGUCAAUGAUGACGAUGAUGAUGAUGUCAAUGAUGUCAAUGAUGACGAUGAUGAUGAUGUCAAUGAUGUCAAUGAUGACGAUGAUGCCAAUGAUGACGCCGAUGAUGCCGACGCUCUCCCCUCCCGCAGUGCUCCCCGCAGUGGCUCUGCCCGGUGCCCAUUGGCCGCCCGUGGUGGCCGCGGUGGCCGUGGUGGCCCUGGUGGCUCUGGUGGCCCUGGGGGUCCUGGUGGCCCGCAGGUGGAGGAGGAAGAAGCCCCAUUACGGCGUGGCCUUUGCACCCCAUGGGGAGCCCGUGGUGCAGUUCCGGGUGCGGAGCUCCUACAGCCGCCGAUCCACCAAUGCCUUGUUCUCCCGCCUGGGCAUCAGUGAGGAGCUGCAGGAGAAGCUCCGGGACGUGACCUUGGAUCGGCACCGCCUGGCCCUGGGCAAGACCCUGGGUGAAGGUGAGUUCGGCUCCGUCGUCGAGGGGCAGCUCCAGCAGGAGAGCGGCGUCCUCAGGGUGGCCGUGAAGACCCUGAAGGUGGCCAUGGGCAGCCGGGCUCAGCUCGAGCAGUUCCUCUCCGAGGCCGCCUGCAUGAAGGAGUUCGAUCACCCCAACGUCAUGGGGCUCAUCGGUGUGUGCCUGCAGCCCUGGGGGGACGGGGGGCUCCCGGCCCCCAUCGUUGUGCUCCCGUUCAUGGCACAUGGGGACCUGCACAGCUUCCUGCUGCGGGCACGCAUGGGGCAGCCCCCACUGGCGCUGGCCCUGGGGACGCUGCUGCGCUUCCUGCGGGACAUCGCUGCCGGGAUGGAAUAUCUGAGCCUGCGGAGCUUCAUCCACCGGGACCUGGCGGCCAGGAACUGCAUGUUGGACGAGCACCUGCGGGUGCUGGUGGCUGACUUCGGGCUGGCCAAGCCUUGGGGGGGGCAGUAUUACCGCCAGGGCCACGUGGCCCCCGUGCCCGUCAAGUGGGUGGCCCUGGAGAGCCUCGAGAGCCGGGUCUACAGCACCAAGAGCGACGUGUGGUCGUUCGGCGUCACCAUGUGGGAGGUGCUGGCGCGGGGCCGCACCCCCUACCCCGGCCUGGAGAACGGAGACGUCUACCGGUACCUGCGGGGGGGAGGCGGCUCGGGGCGCCCCCAGGCUGCCCCCCGGCGAU